This is a messenger RNA of Coprinopsis cinerea okayama7#130, 471 nucleotides long. RefSeq lists its product as hypothetical. Bases 1 to 471 code for a protein of 156 amino acids. The transcript has a single exon. NCBI's taxonomy places the organism in Eukaryota, Fungi, Basidiomycota, Agaricomycetes, Agaricales, Psathyrellaceae. The record is from RefSeq and is a predicted model, not a curated record.
AUGCACUUCAAAACCAUCCUCGCUCUCACCGCUCUCGCCUUCACUGCCGGCGUUCACGGCACUGCUAUCCCCGUCGCCGACGGCAAGGGCGUUAAACACCACGACCAUGGCUAUGGUAAAGACGGCUAUGGCAAGGACGGCUACGGCUAUGGCAAGGAUGGCUAUGGCACCUACGGCUAUGGCAAGGACGGCUAUGGCACCUACGGCUAUGGCAAAGACGGCUAUGGCAAGUACCAAAGUCACGACGUAAACAAGUACGACCAUGGCAAGGACGGCUAUCGUAACUACGGCAGAUUCGACUACGGCAGGUACGACUACGGCAGGUACGACUACGGCAGGUACGGCCACGGCAAGUACGACGGGUACGGCCAUGGCGGAUAUGGCGGGUACGGCCAUGGCGGGUAUGGCGGGUACGGCCAUGGCGGGUAUGGCGGGUACGGCAAGUCGGACUACAGCAAGCACGGCCACUAG